AUGGCCAACACUCUUGGAAUGGAAAAGCAGCGUGCUAAUGUUCCCAUAUCUGGCAUCAACAAUGUCAGGAGUGUGGCACGAGACAAGGUGGAAGUUCAUUUUCAAUCCCGAUGCAGUGAUUUCCGUGCAGCAGUUGAAUGCCUGGUGACCCCCAAGGUCACUGGAACAAUCCCGACAACAAACAUCGAUGUCACUGAUUGGGUAAUCCCAGAUGGUAUUCAACUAGCCGAUCCGUCGUUCUUCAAAUCCAAUAAAGUUGAUAUGCUGAUUGGCGCAGAAUUGUUCUUUGCACUGAUGAAACCAGGACAUAUCACACUCGAUGACGAUCUUCCCGAGCUACGAAACUCGCACCUAGGAUGGCUAGUAACUGGUGCUUACCGGACAACACGAAAAGAAGAAGCGAUCCAGUAUUCUCAUGUUGCAUCUCUCGAUUCUGUCGAACAAAUGAUUCGCCAAUUCUGGGAAAUUGAAGAAGUUCCGAAUACUGCCACUACUUCGACCGAAGAACAACGAUGUGAAGACCAUUUUACAUCAACACACUUCCGAGACAACAGUGGACGAUUUGUGGUUCGAUUACCGCUCAAAGAGAACGCCAAUCAGAUGGACAGCUGCCGAAAUCUAGCAAUGCGACGCUUUUUCAUGCUAGAAAAUCGGCUACAGCGCAACCCCGAACUGAAAGCGCAAUAUGUGGACUUCAUCCGAGAGUAUCUGCAACUUGGUCAUUGCCGAGAGGUAAAUGUGAUCGACAACAUCAAGCCAUAUUAUUUGCCACAUCACGCGGUACUUCGUCCUGGAAGCUCGUCGACAAAAUGUCGGGUUGUUUUCGACGCAAGCGCUAAAUCUGCUCCAACGAAUCUGUCGCUCAACGAUGUGCUGCUGAUAGGUCCAGUAGUUCAAAGCGACAUCGUCUCCAUCAUGCUUCGCUUUCGACUACACCAGAUUGUUUUCUCGGCGGACAUUACCAAGAUGUACCGUCAGAUUAAUGUGCACCCCGACGACACACACAAGCAGCGUAUAUAUUGGAGGGAGAAUCCGAACGAUCCACUGAAAAUUCUGGAGCUACUGACCGUCACUUACGGUACUGCUUCAGCGCCUUUCCAAGCCACUCGAUGCCUGGUGCAGCUGGCCAACGAAGAAGAAGCGACAUUCCCGAUAGCAGCAAAUAUCAUCAAGUCUGACUGUUAUGUUGACGACGUCUUAUCAGAGACUGCUACGAUCGACGAUGCUAUCGAAGCCCAACACCAGCUACAAUUGAUGUUGGAUCGUGGUGGAUUCCCAAUUCACAAGUGGUGCUCUAAUUCACCCGAGCUAUUGUGCCUUGCAGCGAAGAUUAGCAAAGAUAGCGCUCCGCCAAGUUGGCGACAAAAUAAAAUCAAGAUAGCGAAACUGUCAUUCUAA
Armigeres subalbatus is the source of this 1398-nucleotide messenger RNA. RefSeq lists its product as uncharacterized. The coding region runs from base 1 to 1398 and encodes 465 amino acids. NCBI's taxonomy places the organism in Eukaryota, Metazoa, Arthropoda, Insecta, Diptera, Culicidae. The record is from RefSeq and is a predicted model, not a curated record. The transcript has a single exon.